AUGGGAGACCUACUUUUUUCCGAAGACAAAGUCGCUUUUACGAUUGAACUAACGGAAUCAUCCUAUGUGAAGGAAAUAAUCGGGGGCUCUAUUGAGCCGGAGGGAGGCUUCUUCCCCCGGUGGUUGAGAUCCAACUCAAUUCGCGGAGAGGAUGAAGCGACAUUGGCUGAAGGCAAAUUGCUACUCAAUGUCUCCGCUACAGCAAUGGUCAAGGAUGGGGACAAUAACGAGGAUAGGGAGAUUUCUUUGAGCUGGAAUGGCAUUGUUGCGAUUGAUGAGCACGUAAGAAGCAUUUUGGAAGGUACAUUUCCAGAGGAAAAGGAAACCGAAUUCGGCAACCCUACUGCGAACUUCAAGUUCCAAGAUGAGGACCUCAAAGAUCGUGUUUUUGUUGGCACUGGCCAAUUUGUCACGACAUCGGGACAACUCAGCAUCAGAUAUAAGGUCUCAGAACAAAUCGAUCUUUCCAUUCCAUCUCGAUUGGACUAG
This is a messenger RNA of Penicillium nucicola, 489 nucleotides long. RefSeq lists its product as uncharacterized. The record is from RefSeq and is a predicted model, not a curated record. The transcript has 5 exons. The coding region runs from base 1 to 489 and encodes 162 amino acids. Lineage: Eukaryota; Fungi; Ascomycota; Eurotiomycetes; Eurotiales; Aspergillaceae.